UGAGUUGGGUGAAGACCAAAGACGAAGAAGGUCGACAAGGUUCAAGAGUUUGGUACUUUGGUAUAGGUGCAAAAAUAAUUUCAACUGGGCAGUCUCCGCAAUUUCCGAAUAACCACUGUAAUCUUAUCAAAACCUUUUUGCUUUAUCCUUUUGUUCCGCAUGCCCUUCAAUGCCUUCUCGACUCUCUGUCGAAGAAAGGGCUAUCCCAGUCCUUCCCGGGUAAAUCUCAACCACUGCCGAUCUCACUCUUCCACAUCGCGUGUCUCCAGUUGAUUGGGCUCCAUCCAAUCACAUCGGCGAAUUUAUGUCCGACCUUCUCUAAACUGUAUUAUACUUGGGAAAUCCUAUAGCGGAUCUCUUGUUAUUACUCCCUGCUAUAGGUGGAGAUCCUAUGGUGUAAAAUCUAGAGAGAAAGUGGAGUCGGCUUCUCAUUGUUAGGGUUAAGGGUUAGAUUUUUUUUUUUUUUUGUUUCUCCACGUUGAUCCUCCUAAACAAACGAACAGAAAAGAUGGAAGGCGAGGCUGGCGAGUUUCAAGACUGGGAGGUGCUCCACAACUCGGAGACUGUACUCGUUAACCCUGACGGUGCUGGUCUGAUUGAUUCGACCGAGUCGGAUGAGAUUCUGAGGAAUUUUGAGGGAAUCGAGGGUGACUCGGAGGGCAUGAUCAGGUCCGAUUACUUCUCCCUUGAGAAUCAGGAGAGGUAUGCCAAGAACGCUUCAGAGGUUGAUUCAAGCGAGGUUGAAUCGGACAAUCCGAGUUGGAUUGAUCCCGGGUCUGAGACACGAUACGCGAUUAAAAACUCUGGCGAGUUCUGGUCUGAUUCGAGCAGCGAUCGUUCCGAUGAACGUAAGCUUGGUGAUUUCGAUGCUAAACAUGAACUGGGCUUGGCAGAAACUGCGAAAAGCCAAGUGGGUUUAGAAGGAAUUGAAGAAAUGAAAGCCAAGAAUGAAAACUUGGGUAAGUUGGGCACCGAUGAGAGUAAAUUUAAUAACUUUGAUGUGAAACAUGAAUUGGGUUCAGCGGAAAACAUCAAACCCCAACUGGGUUUUGAAGAAUUCGGAGAAAUUCAAACCCAGGAUAAGUAUUCUAGCAACUUCUGGUCGGAUUCUGGCGGAGAGGCUUUGGUGUCGAUAAAAUUCGGGGAUGAUAGUGAGGAUAAACGAGACGAGUCGGAGAUUUCGGGUGAUCUGGGAGGUGGACAUAGCUCGAUCGAGAACAAAGCUGAUGCGGUUGCAGAAAUAAAAUCGGACGCGAAAUUGAGCGGUGAGGGAGAGAGGAGGAGGAUAGUUUGGUGGAAGGUUCCUCUUGAGAUCUUGAAGUAUUAUGCUUUUAGAGUUAGCCCCGUCUGGUCCUUCUCCGUGGCGGCAGCAGUGAUGGGGUUCGUGUUCUUGGGACGGAGACUGUAUAAGAUGAAGAGGAAGAGCCAGACCUUGCAGCUGAAGGUCACUGUUGAUGAUAAGGUGUCGCAGUUCAUGACCCGUGCAGCUCGUCUUAAUGAAGCCUUUUCUGUGGUGAGGCGGGUCCCCAUUAUACGACCGUCGCUGCCAGCCGGUGGCGUGACUCCUUGGCCUGUGAUGAGUUUGAGAUGAACUCUUGUAAAAUAGACAGGAAAAGAACCCAGCAUCGACCAUGAUGAUACAUAAGAUUUAUAUAUUGCUAUGUAUGAAACAAUGUGAAUCCACUUUCCUUUUAUGUAAUAUCCCUGAAGUUAUUUAGACAUUCCUGCAUCAAUUCGAGUACAAGUGCAAGCUACUAUUAUUUCUU
Juglans regia (Persian walnut) is the source of this 1766-nucleotide messenger RNA. RefSeq lists its product as uncharacterized. The transcript is spliced from 2 exons. Lineage: Eukaryota; Viridiplantae; Streptophyta; Magnoliopsida; Fagales; Juglandaceae. Bases 509 to 1591 code for a protein of 360 amino acids. The record is from RefSeq and is a predicted model, not a curated record.